AUGGCAGGUGCGACGCCGGACGGCGGUCUGCACCGGCUAUCGUGCUCAGACCCUGACAAGGUCGUCCGAGAUUGGUUCGCAAAGGAGGUGCGGGCCAUCGACCCGAACGUGAAAUAUUUCGUGGACAAGAUGGGCUCCCAAUGGGCUAUCUUCCCUGGAGAGAAUAACGACAUCCCGCCCAUUGCGGUAGGUAGCCACCUUGACAGCGUUCAGACAGGUGGUAGAUACGACGGGCCUCUUGGAGUCUGGACCAACGAAGAAGGCGCUCGCUUUCCUCCAGCUUGCAUGGCUUCCUCCGUUUGGGCCGGGCAACUGUCCCUGGAGGACGCCCACAGAUGCACAGACACAGUUAAUCGGUCAAUAACAAUCGGGGACGAGCUCAAACGUAUCGGCUACGCGGGUGAAGUGGAAGCAUCCCACCGGACCAACCCCCUUAGCGCGCAUUUCGAGAUCCAUAUCGAACAGGGGUCGAGGCUGGAGAAAGCAGGCAAAGAGGUGGGAAUCGUCGAUAGUAGCCAGGGCAUGGUGUGGUACAAUGUCUCUCUGAGGGGGUUUACACGGCAUACCGACACGACGUUCAUGGAAGAUCGAAGGGACGCGCUGGCCGGUGCCGCCAAAUGUGUCGUCGAGAUUCAGCGUGUGGGCCGGGAGUCCAAGACGGGUAUGGCCACCGUGUCGCUGUUCAAAUCCUCGCCUCAGAACUUCUGCAACAUACCCGACAAAGUCGACUUUAGCUUCAGCGCACAGCACACUAACCUGGCGGUGUUGAGGAAGAUGGAAGAGGGUAUACUUGCGUUCAUCAGGAACACAGCUCAGGAGGAUAAAUUGGAGGUCGUUACGCUCGAGAAGAUCUGGGAUCUCGAGCCUAAUCGGUUCGACGAGACCGCGGUACAAUGUCUAGAGGACGCUGCGAAAGAAAUGGGCUUCAACUAUACUAGGAUCGGGAACAUGACAGGUCACGACUCGUCGUACACACGCCUGGUAUGCCCGACUGCCAUGGUGUUCACUCCCUGUAAAGAUGGCAUCAGCCAUAAUCCAGCCGAAUACGCCAGCCCGGAGGAGUGCAGUACCGGCGCCCAGGUGAUCCUGGGAGGCGUGCUAAAUUUCGAUGCUCUAUUGAGGAAGAAGCUCUCUGCGUGA
Gloeophyllum trabeum ATCC 11539 is the source of this 1140-nucleotide messenger RNA. RefSeq names its product N-carbamoyl-L-amino acid hydrolase. The record is from RefSeq and is a predicted model, not a curated record. The transcript has 3 exons. The coding region runs from base 1 to 1140 and encodes 379 amino acids. Gene Ontology annotation, molecular function: hydrolase activity, acting on carbon-nitrogen (but not peptide) bonds, in linear amidines. Lineage: Eukaryota; Fungi; Basidiomycota; Agaricomycetes; Gloeophyllales; Gloeophyllaceae.